ACUCUACUUUAAUCAAUGUAAUGAUGAUGUCAUUCUUGUCUUUUUGGAAGGCAAAUUAACAAAAUAUUUCAAAAAUAGUGAAAAUUCUGAUGGAUACUAUUAUAUCAAAUGAACCAAUAAAAUUAUAUUGAAUCUUUUAAUAAGAUAUAAAAUUAUUUUAAAAUUUAUUUCAAUAUAGUAUGUACAACAUAGAUAUACUUGCUUUUUAGAAACAGCUCUUCCAUUUGCUGAUUUGACAAUACAAAUUUUCAUGACGUGUCUUUAUUACACAGAAAAAGAGGUUAGGCUAAUAUCUAGGGGUUUUACAUAGAUACAAUUUAUUUAAAAAGGUUCUUGUUUACUAUGUUAUAAGAAUUUAGAAUACGUUAAGCAUUAGUGAUAAUGGCGGACCCUACACAACAAAAUGAAGCUAGAUCAGACAAUUACUGUAAAGAUAGAUAUUUCCAUUCCAGUAACAGACCCUACCGCGGCAGGGGUAGAGGUAGAGGUAGAGAUUACAGGGUAGAUAAUGUUGAGCGAGCUCUUAGCGAAUUAGGAGUAAGAGAUCUAAGAGAACACCUUGAUAGAAAACAUCAGAAUGAACAGUCAAAAAGUGGCCCACCAUCAGAUCCAUCUUAUAAUUAUCUAAAAGACCCACUUAGAGAAAAUGAAGAUAAUAGUGCAAAUGUACAAUCAUCUUCUUUAUUGCGCUCACAUAGCUACAGGGGUCGAGGAAGAUCUAGAUAUGAAGAAGAUACAUUUAUACAAAACCCGAUGAAUAUUAAGGUAGAACUGAUUACUUCUACUGGUCAAAGAAGUUGUACAUUAAAUGAAGGUUCCAAAUUAGCGGAUAUAAAACAUAUACCAGAUUAUGAACAUCCUCAACGUGGCGGCUUUGUGAGAAGUAGAAGCUCUAGAGGAAGAGGCAGAGGAAGAUUUAAUAAUGAUCCAUCUGAUGAAGGUGAGAGGAUUAGGUCUAAGAGUAGUGAACGUAGAAGAAACAGUGAAGCUAGGAAUCACAGUAGAAGCAAAAGUGUGGAAAAUAAAGGUAGAAAUAGGGAAACAACGACAAAUAAUUCUGAAUAUAAUCCUAAAUCUACAUCUGAAACUAAUGAUUAUCAAGGGAGAGGAAACGUAAAAACUUCUUCUGAAAUCAUACCUGAAAAUGUUGACUAUAGAGGUAGAGGAAGAAUUUCAUCAUAUACUUCUGAAUUUUUGCCACACAAUCAAAAAUCUAGAGGAUCAUUUGAUAGUAACACCAGAGGGAGGUUCAGGAGUAGAGGAAGACGAUGGGGAGGUAGAAGAGGUAGAGGUAAUCAAAGACCAACAAAAUCUGACAUUGUCCAGCCUGCUAAUACUGAUGUGACUACUGAAGAAAAUUGGGAAGAUGAAGAAAAUACUGAUGGACCUUGUGAGACUAACACAGAGAUUGAAGAUGUUGAAAAUAAUGAUGAGGAAACAAAUCCUCCAGUUAGCUAUUCUGAAGAUAUCAGUAUCGUAGUAAACACAACUAACGAAGGUAAUAUUAAAAAAAGAACUGUUAGAUUCAAUUUGAAUGAAAAUGAAGAUGAAAAAAAUGGAAAUUCAGUACAAGAAAAAGAUGAGGACAAACCUUGCGAAGAUGCUAGUAGCGUUCAGUAAACAACACUUUAAUUUCAAUAUUACCUCUGCAUAUUCUAUUUUUUUUCAAAGUAACUUCAAUAUUAUGUUCUAAAUGUAUUUGAUGCCAUUUUUGAAAACUGUGUACUCCCAUUGUUUUGAGAAAAAAAUGAGUGAUAGUUGGAAAUUGUCCUUAGUUGAAGUAAUAGAAACAAAUAAUAAAAAAUAUGAAUUUUUUUAUCAUAACAUCAUGUAAUAUCAGAGAUAUAUUUCUUUUCAAAAGUUAUAAAUAUUUAAAAUUAGUUUUUUUUAUCAAGUUUUGAAAGUUUUUUUUCAAUUUUAGUUUGGGGUGUAAAAACAUAGAUUUUGAUUAUUUUUUUCUGAAAUAUUUCAAUUUAAAUUUCUGCAUCUUUUAUUUGUGACUUUUUUCAUCUUUCAUGAUUUUUGGUAUAGUUGAUCAUAACAACAAGUAAUAUCAAAGAUAUAUUUGUUUUUAAAAGUUAUAAACAUUUAAAAACAGUUUUUAUUGAUCAAGUCUUGGAAUAUUUUUUUCAAAAUUUAGUUUCUGAUGUAAAUACAUAGAUUUUGAUUGUUCUUUUCUGUUCUUUUCAUUUUCUUUUUCAAUAUUUCAAUUUGAAUUUCUGUAUUUUUUAUUUAUGACCAAUAAAGUUAUGUCAGGACAGUGAUAUAUCACCAGUGGUAUUUUCAAAACAUGAAUAGAGUGAUUUUGGUAUCUACCUCCAUUUUUCUUAUGUACCACAUUUUACGGAAUUUUAAUAAAUUAAAAACAUCAAGUUCCAUAAUUGUAAGUAAAAAUAUGUCUAGUAGACUUUGAGUGUGAUAUUAAUUUUGAUUUAUCGAAGUUUUUAUAGAAGAUUGACAAUAGUCGGCGAAAAAACGAAGUGCCUUCAAGUAUUGAUUUAAACAUUUAGAUAUCUGUAUUUUUAUAAUGAAAUAAAUUAAAAUGUGUUUCAUAGUAAGUCAAUAUUACUUUUUCAGUUUUUGUGAUAUAGACAUAUUUAUAUCUUUAUUUUGAAAUCAAAUUUAUUAAUAAUUGAAGCAACAAUAUAUUUAAUCAGAAUAUUUUAAUUAUAUGUUCGUAUUUGAAUUAUUUAUUGUUUUAAUAUCAAAAACAGUUGAAGUAAACAUAUAAAGGUCAGAAAUAUAAAUAACUGUUUUCAAAGAAGACAAAGCUUUUGACUAAAAGGUUUUUCCUAUGGGUAUUCGUUAUGCAAAAUAAUGUAUAAAGCCUCAAUUUAGAGUUAUAUAAAUUUUUUCUUUGAAGUUUGUACCAUGUUUUCACUUCUUCAAAAACUGAAACGGAAUAUAUUCUAACAAUAUAAACUCAUAAUUUAUUUUUGUUGAAAAUGUAUGUUAUCUUUGAAAAUCUCAUUUUUUAGGUUAUUUAGAUUUGAAUUUUCAUUAUUCUUUUAUCUGUUUUCCACUCUUUUCUCUCCCUUUCUACUUUAUUCAUUUGUCAUACUGUUUUCCCCUUUUUCUUCCUUUUAAUUCUACUUGUUCUAGCCAAGUUUUCCUAGAUCUUCCUCUUCUUAUUUUCUUAUAUCUUUUUGCUUCUGUCACUUUUCAUAUUAUGCUUUAUAGUGCUCUUCUUUAUAUGUGUUUUACCACAAACAUUUUUGUUCCUGUUUGAGUUUAUUAUAAAUAAAAAUUGUAUAAUGGUAAAAAUUUAUUUUAAACAAUAUUGAUUGUGUUAAAAAAAUAUAAAAUCUAGAAGUAAAACUAAUAUUUCCUUUUUAAAUUAAUAUUACUUUUGUAUGUUACUUUUCAAUUUUUUCUAAUUAUCUUCUCUGACAUUUCCCAUUGAUCACUAACAAAAUAAAGCUAUAAAAAAGAAGUUCUUUUAAUAUUGGACGUCAAUUUAAAAAAUAAAAGAUAACAUAGUACAGUAACAUCAUAUUUUCAAUUUAAACUUCGAAUAAAGCAGCUGAAUCUCCAGGAGUCUAAUUAGGAUCUUUUACACAAUUUAUUCUCCUCAAUUCCCUUCUCUUUGGAUCUGUUGGAAAGUAGCACAUAUUCAAACUAACUCCAUUCUUAUUUUUACAUCCAGGAGCCUAACACUUUGGUCUUUUUAACAAAUAUUUCAUCCUAACAGUAAAAUACCAAUUUUUACUCAAUCAGAUUUGUUUACACACAAACACACGCUUACGAUUACAUCACUGAUAGCCGAACAUACUUCUGUGAAAGUUAGGGUACUGAAUAUGACGGAACCAAUCAGAAAGCUACUAAGGAUUGGCCACAUUGUAGCGCUACGUCCGCUGAAUGCGACUAUUAUGGAUAAUCCUUUUCUGUCAUAAGCAGCUGUGAAUUGUCUUUUUUAACUAUUUCUUUUAAAAAAUGUUACUUCAAGUGUGAAAAUAUUAUAUGAAUGAAUGAAUGAAAAUAUUUAGUUUGUAUAGAAUCAAUGAUUUUUUUAUGUUGGUUAUGGAUUUUUUUUAUAAAAGCUUAUACUUUUACCAGGGGUGGAUGAGAAAUCCCCAUCGGGAAUCUUUUGACCACACAAACACAAAGGUAACUUAAACAAAACAAAAAUUGACACGAAAAUUAUUUAUUAUAUUCCGCAGUUAAUAUGAAGGAUACUCGGAAUAACAUGGAUUUUUAAUUAUUCGAUUUGUAAGCAUAUCUGAAUUUUUUUAAGAUAAUGAUGGUAUAUUCUGGGUAUGAUGUUUUGAAAUAGGAUUGCUGGUCAAGUUAGAUGGGGCCGAGAGAGGAGCGUAACUAGCGUUUGGUUUUGACCAGUGUUAAGAUUACUUCUGUGAGAUAGUCGCUCGUGUUGUUGGUCAUAUCAACGAAAAUAUCAAGGUCAUACCGAACCGGAAUGGUACGACGUUCGUUGCUGUUGGGUAUCCAGUCAGGAGAAAUAAGAUGCCCUGGGGUCGACGUAACGCAACACCAAACUGAGUCUAACUGAGUCAAACUGAGUUUCCUUCCAUAGUUGGAAACCAAAAGAUACUGCCAUGCCGAAGGUGCCUGGGGAUUCGGAGUUGAGGCAACGGGACGACUGUAGCAGUUGAUGCCCUGCUAGUAACAUCAUUUUAGGCGGUGGGAUGGGUUGGAAUGGAUUGGCAGAAAUAGCCCUGCUCUGAAAUAGUUGAAAACACUAUGGGUUGCAGCUUGAAAGUUUCGGUGCUAGCUAGAAUGCUGGAAACAGCUUUGAGCAAUGCAAUACAGACAGGGAAUCUCUUCGUAGAGAUUGUAGGUGGCUUCGUCGAUAGUGGCGUUUUAGUAGCCUGGAGCGUGAUCUGCUUCAAAAGUUGGCAGAGGUGGGGAGGAAGGAUAAAGGUGUUGACCCUCUUUGGUCUCAAUAACACCUAGUGCAUUGAGAUAUAGACACACCGGCUAGGGCACGUUGAAAGCGUAGCCGUCGCAUUUAUCCAGGAUCAAGAUAUCUUCGGGAGAUUCAGAAUUCCGAGCCACAACAAAUUAACGCAGUAGUAUUACAAAAAUGUGUGUAAGGUCAGGUUUCAUUUUUCUAGUUGUAAUUAUAAUUCAACAUACAAAUUGAAAGUGCUUCUAUGACUUCUAUUAUGAAAUGAUUGCAAUAGUUCUUAAUGGAAUUUUAAAGUGAGAAGACUUUUUACUAUUUACUACUCUUCAAUUUUUGGCUAUAAUUUCUGUUUCAUGUUGUUGCUUUUCUUCCAAAAAAAUUAAACUUCGUGUUGCAAAAUAAUUACCUUUUAUCAUAUACUAUAUCGAAACUUUUUUUCUUAUAAUAUAAUAUUUCUAGCAUUCACUGUUAAAUUUUCAACUUAAAAUAUUAAAGAUUAAAAAAUUGGGCAUAUCGACUAGCUCAUAUGAAAUGUUUACAAAAGCCUAACGAUCAUUUUUUCAUAAGGUCCGUCCACCCCUGUUUUCUAUUGUGCUAAAAUUGCUAGUUUAGUAUUAUAAUUGGGCUGUUGUUAAAAAGACUCGAGUAUAUUUCACAGAAAGAAUUUAAUUUCGGAAACUUAAGUUAAUUUUUUAAAAAUUGGAAUAAGUUUCUUCAAAUCACUAUCAAAAUAAGUUCAAUUAAAAAUUAAAUUCAAAUUUGAUAAUUGGGUUAUUUUGUAAUAAUAUAAAACAGCUGAUAUAGAGGGGAAAUACUUUACCUACUCUUAUUGUUUAUAGUUGGUAAACAUGUGAUUUGUUUUUAUCUCAUUAUUAUAUUGUUUAUGUUAUGUUAUGAAAUAUAAUAUUGAAAGAUAUUUUUUCCAAAUUAGAUUGAAAACUACAUCAUUUUACCAGUAGUUUUGUUUUAAUAUCCCCACAUAACUUUUCAUUUUUGGACUGUUUAUAUAUUCGUUGUUAAAUAUCUUUUGAUAUUAUUCUUGAAGUGAAUAUGUUAAGUUAGCUUUGCAAUUAUAACCUUCCAUAUUGUGUAAAAAAUAAAAAAAAUUGUAACAUUCA
Diorhabda carinulata is the source of this 5982-nucleotide messenger RNA. RefSeq lists its product as uncharacterized. The coding region runs from base 382 to 1620 and encodes 412 amino acids. NCBI's taxonomy places the organism in Eukaryota, Metazoa, Arthropoda, Insecta, Coleoptera, Chrysomelidae. The transcript has 3 exons. The record is from RefSeq and is a predicted model, not a curated record.